This is a messenger RNA of Malus domestica (apple), 1237 nucleotides long. RefSeq names its product PHD finger protein ALFIN-LIKE 2-like (gene ALF5). Gene Ontology annotation, molecular function: transcription coregulator activity; transcription cis-regulatory region binding; histone binding. Gene Ontology annotation, cellular component: nucleus. Lineage: Eukaryota; Viridiplantae; Streptophyta; Magnoliopsida; Rosales; Rosaceae. The record is from RefSeq and is a predicted model, not a curated record. Gene Ontology annotation, biological process: regulation of DNA-templated transcription.
AUGUAAUCCAUCUCUUCUGUUUUUACAAAAAUAUAAAUCAAAUAACAAACAAAUUGGGAAAAUGCCAUCGUCCAGCCCUCGCACCGUCGAAGAGAUCUUCAAGGACUACAGCGCCCGUCGCUCCGCCGUCAUUCGCGCCCUCACCUACGAUGUGGACGAGUUCUACUCCCUUUGCGAUCCAGAGAAGGAGAAUUUGUGCUUGUAUGGACACCCAGAUGAGUCGUGGGAGGUGACCCUGCCGGCAGAGGAAGUUCCCCCGGAGCUUCCCGAGCCUGCACUGGGCAUCAAUUUUGCAAGAGAUGGGAUGAACCGUAAAGAUUGGCUGUCAUUGAUUGCAGUACAUAGCGAUUCUUGGUUGCUCUCUGUGGCUUUCUACUUUGGUGCUCGACUUAAUCGGAAUGAGAGGAAGCGUCUGUUUAGCUUGACAAAUGAUCUGCCUACAAUCUUUGAAGUCGUAACUGGAAGGAAGCCCGUAAAAGACAAGCCCAGUGGGGAUAGCGGAAGUAAAUCCAGGAACUCAAAGGUGAAGCCCUCUUUCUCUCUCUCUCUGAAAUUAUUGACUGCCAAAACGAAUCUGCAUACUCUUUCCCUUUAUGCAAAAUUUGGGCUUAUGACCCAAUUUGUGUCUUUGCAGAGAUCGAUUGACGGACAAGUAAGGACCAACAGUAAGGUACAUGAUGUAAGCUAUUUGGAGGAUGAAGAUGAGCAUAGUGAAACCCUAUGUGGAAGCUGUGGGGGAAAUUACAGUGCCAAUGAGUUUUGGAUCGGCUGCGACAUCUGCGAGAGGUGGUACCAUGGGAAGUGUGUCAAGGUAACACCAGCCAAGGCAGAAUACAUUCAGCAGUACAAAUGUCCUUCUUGCAGCACAAAGAAGAGCAAGUAGUGAUGAGUAACAAAAACCUCGGGGGCACUUAUGUCUGGUCAGCAGAUACUCUCUGGCCAUUGUUAUUCAUUUCUGUUCCUACUCUCGGGUCAUGCCGCCAUGGUAGUGGUCAUGACGCCGUGGUUUUUUCUUCUAGCGUUUUUCUCCCUUCGGAUAUAUGCCCCUCCGUAUUCCUCUAAUGUACAAAGUAGAUCUCGUUUCAUUUGUGUUAUUCAUGGAAUGCUCUUGAGUUUUCGUUAUUAGAAGAUGUUUAUGGUUUUGAUUUUUGGCUCUGAAUUGUUCUAUGAUGUUUAUGCAUCCUCUUGGGAGCAAUUUAAACGAUCUCGGGGUAACAAAAGUUCUCAUAUUUGGCUA